This is a messenger RNA of Sitodiplosis mosellana (orange wheat blossom midge), 1299 nucleotides long. It is a transcript of the gene Nurf-38, whose product is annotated as inorganic pyrophosphatase. The transcript is spliced from 6 exons. Gene Ontology annotation, cellular component: cytoplasm. Gene Ontology annotation, molecular function: magnesium ion binding; inorganic diphosphate phosphatase activity. The record is from RefSeq and is a predicted model, not a curated record. Bases 26 to 1027 code for a protein of 333 amino acids. Lineage: Eukaryota; Metazoa; Arthropoda; Insecta; Diptera; Cecidomyiidae. Gene Ontology annotation, biological process: phosphate-containing compound metabolic process.
AAAAUAGUUGAACCAUCAUACGGUGAUGGCGCUGCGUUGCAUGACACACGUGUUAUAUAGACAAACGUCUGUGAAUUUCUUCAAAAAGUAUCCAGCCGGCGUUCGAACAUUAUCCUUGCACAGUUGCAAUUUGGCCGCAAUACGAUCAAACACGAUGGCAUCCCAAUACAUUCCGGUUGAAAAAGGAACACCAAACUCAACAGAUUAUCGCGUUUAUUUCACCAAUCAAAAUGGAAACGCGAUUUCACCAUUGCACGAUAUACCGUUGCAUGCCAACGAUUCGCAAAAUGUCUAUAACAUGGUAGUUGAAGUGCCACGAUGGACCAACGCAAAGAUGGAGAUCUCCCUCGCGGAAACAUUGAAUCCAAUCAAACAAGACGUUAAAAAAGGAAAACUGCGCUAUGUUGCCAACUGUUUCCCACAUCAUGGUUACAUCUGGAAUUAUGGUGCAUUCCCGCAAACUUGGGAAAAUCCCGAGCAUACAGACCCAUCGACCGGAUGCAAAGGUGAUAAUGAUCCUAUUGAUGUACUCGAAAUUGGAUCACGCGUCGCGAAACGCGGUGAAGUGGUACAAGUGAAAAUUCUCGGUGUUGUCGCUUUGAUUGACGAAGGUGAAACCGACUGGAAAGUCAUAACCAUCGAUAUUAACGAUCCAAAAGCAAGCCUACUCAAUGAUAUUGGCGACGUUGAAAAAACGUUCCCUGGCCUCUUGAGAGCCACUAUUGAAUGGUUCAAGAUUUACAAAAUCCCGGAUGGAAAGCCAGAAAAUGAAUUUGCCUUCAAUGGUGAAGCGAAAAAUGCCACAUUCGCCACGGAAAUCGUCAACGAAACACAUCGCUUCUGGCAAGCAUUGAUCACAAAGGAGGCUACAAGUGACAAAAUCUCUUGCGCCAACACUGUUGUAGCUGAUUCGCCAUUUGUCAUUCCUCAGGCUCAAGCUGAUCAAGCACUUGCAUCGGCAAAUGAUGGUGGUGUUGCUGAACCAAUCCCCGAUACAAUCGAUACCUGGCACUACAUCACACUCUAGAUAUAUCAACAACCAUACACACAUUCAACAACCAGAUGCGCUUGGACGUCAAACGGAGAGCCACACAAACACAAUCUAAAUUGAAUCUGAUUGUAAAAUUGAUUCUCUCUUUCUUUCUUUUUUUUUUCGUUGAACAAAUUAAUAAAAUGUAUUAAACGUUUUGUCGUAAUUUUUAAAUAAAUUAUUAUCAAUGGGGUUUUUUGCUGUUUUGCUUAGCGACAUCUGUAGCGGUAUGAAAACCAUUUUUUAAAUAAAUCAAAUGUGCAUGCACC